AUGGUGCUGUUCAGAUCACUAGCACUCCUUCUUGCUCUGAGUGUUUCUGACCUCCACAGCCUCCCCUGGUUCAUUAAUAUCUCUGAGAGCGAGGGCCCCGGUACUGUCCUCAAGUACUUCUCCUUCAACUGUUCUGUCUACACACCCAUCCUGGAGUUGCUCUCCGUGGAACCACCUACCACCUUCUUCAACUCACCCAGCCUAACCCGGACACAAGACCCCUUCUAUGUGGGCAAGGUAACCCUCAGUAGCUCAGUUCGGUUUGACGCUCUAGCGGUGAAUCACUACAAACUACAGCUGAGAUUCACAUGUGGCACAUCUGUGACAGAGGGACCACUCUUUUUGGAUGUGCAGCGGGACCCCAGUCGUGUCCUCUGUUCUGGCCGAUUUGCCAGCCCAGCUGGAGAAUUCAUUGAGGUGCCAGAAACUGUUGAACCUCAAGCCCGGCUAUACACUCUGCUGCUCCCAGGCCUGGAACUCCAGCGAGCCCAGAUGAGAAUCAUCAGUACCCAGGACCCACCAUACUUCCCCGGAUCUUUCUCCAUCAGUCAUCAGGGUUGGCUGCAGGCUCCAGCCCAGGGCCUCAAAGGCCAGGCUCAAAAGUUAUUCCAGCUGCGGAUCUCUGUGACCUUUGGACAAAACCGAACCUGCCAGGGGAUGCUGACAGUGAAGGUUUUGCCUGUUCCCUCCAAUCAGGUCUCCUUCUUGGUGGAGGGCCAGAACGUUACCAUCCCUGAGGACCUGGUCCCCGGAAAUGAAGUGGUCCAAGUCCAGGCCAAGGGCUCUGAUGUGCGCUAUGAAAUCAUCUCCCCGGCGCCCUGCAGGCUCUACUCCAUUGGACCUGUCGAUGGCCGGGUCCGAGUCACAGCGCCUUUAGAGCUAGCUCAGAUGCCAGGUGUGGCAGUCACCACGCUGCAGAUAAAGGGUUUUGAGCGUCUCCAGCCCUGGACCAGUGCCAAGCUGGACCUCACCAUCCAUGUGGUGCCUGUGAACCGCUGGCCCCCGCGCUGCCUCCCAGCACUGCUGGUGACUCAGGUCCCCGAGACUGCACCUGUGGGCAUGGUGCUGAGGACUAUCACCUGCACGGACCCUGACUCAGCUGGUGCCACACUUGAAUACCAGCUGUGGUUCCACAGCCCUCCUGGCUGGGCUAGCCUCCGCCUUCGCAACAGGACCCUAGAGGUCAACACCACGCUGGAUUGUGACGCUCCUGGAACUUGUGUCCAGCAUAAAGCAUUCAUUCUGGUGUCUGAUAAUGGUCAACCCCCCAUGACUACUGAGGUGCCAGUACUGGUGGUGGUGACACCUGUCAAUGAGUUCUCUCCAACCUGUGCCCCACAAACGUUCCGGGUUCGUGAAGAUGCAAGACCCCACACAUUGCUAGGCUCUGUGGUGGGCAUGGACAUGGACUACCCACGUGACAGCAUUGAAUACUACACCUCUGGUGGGCCUAGGCCUGCCACCUUUACUGUGGACCGUCUCAGUGGGGAGGUUCGCCUCCUAGGGCCUUUGGACUAUGAGCGACAGAGGUUGUACAGACUUCUUAUCCAGCUGACCGACCAUGGCCAAGACCAAGAUCCCACCAGCCACCUCUCAGGCUCCUGUACCAUUACUAUUGAGGUUGAGGAUGUGAACGACUUUGCACCUGAGUGUGAGCCCCCAUUCCAGGAAAUCACCGUCCACACAUCUCCAGGCCACAAAGUGGAGGUGACCAAGGUGUCAUGCAGGAUCCCCCAGGAGCCACAACGCCUGGCCUUUUCCUACAGCAUUGUGGGAGGGAAUAGCCAGGGCCGAUUCAGCCUGCAAGGUGCCAUCCUGGUCCAUAGUGACCCUGUGUUGGGUUCCUGGUUACAACAGCCCCACACUUAUGAGCUGUUGAUCCGUGUGGCUGAUGUGGGUCCCUUCACUCCCCACCUCAGCACCACAGCCACUGUCAUUGUGCAUCUGCUUCCCUGGAGGGCCAGCACAGUGGCCACCAGCACCCAUACAGCCACAAUGUCCUCAAUGAUGACACCCCUGCUUGUGACAGGCACAGAGGCUUUCUGGCAGCCGGACCCCUGGUUUGUGGUGGUGCUGACGGCGACUGGUACCCUUCUGCUCUUGGCUCUCAGCUGGCUCCUCAGAAGGCUUCUCAGGGGGGUGGCCCAGUUGUUGCAGACACCAGACAAACCAGCCCAGACUCUGCUGCUGAACAGUAUACAGGGAAAUAAGAGGUCCACUGAGGGCCUCAUGGAGGCCCCAAGGAUGGAGACCACUCAGGAACCCAAAAACAUCAUGAACUUGCAGAAUUUUGAUGGCAGAGCACAAGAUCCACGUACAGGCAGAGAUUACCUGUUCAACAUGAGCACAGGAGCCCGGCGCUGGCUUUGA
Elephantulus edwardii (Cape elephant shrew) is the source of this 2370-nucleotide messenger RNA. RefSeq names its product cadherin-related family member 4 (gene CDHR4). The transcript is spliced from 19 exons. Gene Ontology annotation, molecular function: calcium ion binding. Gene Ontology annotation, biological process: homophilic cell-cell adhesion. Bases 1 to 2370 code for a protein of 789 amino acids. Lineage: Eukaryota; Metazoa; Chordata; Mammalia; Macroscelidea; Macroscelididae. The record is from RefSeq and is a predicted model, not a curated record. Gene Ontology annotation, cellular component: membrane.